This is a messenger RNA of Drosophila ficusphila, 2824 nucleotides long. RefSeq lists its product as uncharacterized. The record is from RefSeq and is a predicted model, not a curated record. The transcript is spliced from 2 exons. The coding region runs from base 20 to 2362 and encodes 780 amino acids. NCBI's taxonomy places the organism in Eukaryota, Metazoa, Arthropoda, Insecta, Diptera, Drosophilidae.
GGCGGUGCCGUAGUGUGCAAUGGAACAGUCCAGCGAAAGGCAGCCGGCGGUGGAGCAGGAAGAUCGCCAGAGCGAGGAACUUUUCGAAGAGGAAGCGGAUCAAGGGAAGGUACUGGCAGACCCUACGGAAAAUAGCCCAAAUAGUGUGCAGAAUCCAAAUGAACGAGAGGAGGAAGAAGAUCGAACGGAGGAGGACAUUGCAAAGACAUGUGAAGAUGAGCCAGUCGACAUAGAAGAAAUUGAAGAAAAAACAGAAAUAGAGAGCGAUUCAAAUUCAGAGGAGAAUCAGGAGCAGGAAGAAUUGGAGAAAGGGGAAUGUAAGCAGGAAGGUAUCGAAUCAUUGUCUACAGAAGAAAAACUGGAAGUUAAAACUGCGGAAGAAAUAAUUUUGGAAAGAGAAGAGCUUAAACAAAUAGAGGAAUUAGAAGAAGAGCUCCCAGAACCAGAAAAAAUUAGCGAAGAUCAGAUUGUUGAGGAAGAAGACAUCCCCAAAGAAGACAUCCAAAAAGAGGAACAGUUGGAAAUAAAUCUGGAGGAUCAGGCAAACAAAGAUGCUUUGGAGGAAGAUCAGGCAUUAAAAGAGGAGCUUCCUGAAAUCCAAGAAAACAAAGAUCAGCUGACACAAAGUCUUGAGGAUCUGGCGGAACAAGUGAUUCCAGAGGAACCUGCAGGUGAUGAUUCAGAAAAAGAUCUGGAGGGAGCUUCACAGGAAAGUAAACUACUACCUGACACUGAAGAUGAGCUUAGCAAACAGCAGAAUAAGGAAACUCCGGAGAGAAUUGAGGAAGAAUUAAUUCCAGAGGAAGCUGCAGGUGACGUUACUGAAGAAGAUCGGGGGGAAUCUUCCCAGGAAACCAACAAACCGGACACCCAAGAUAAGCUUAGCCAAGUGCAAAAUAAGGAGAAUCUGGACAGCAUUGAGGAACAAGUAAAUCCAGAGGAAGCUGCAGGUGAUAAUUCAACAGAAGGGCAAGAGGAAUCUCCACGGGAAACCGAACUAUCGGACUCCCAAGAAGAACUUAACCAAGAGCAGAAUGAAGAGAGUCCGGGCAAGAUUGAUCAGCAACAAGAGAGCAUUCCGGAAGAGCAAGAGGAGGAGGCUUCGAAGCCAGAAGAGGACCUCCCCAACGAGCAGGUUACCCAGUUCCUCCGCCAGCUGGUCGUCCAAUUGUGGCCCGAACUGGGAGCCAAUCCAGAGCUCCGAUUAAAUCGAGCCAGUGCCAAGGGCGACAACUAUUUGGGCGUGGUCUGGCGGCUCCAAGUGGCUUCCGAAUCGAAACGCAGCCUGGUGGUGAAGCUGCCGCCGCAGAAUCGCGUGCGUCGCAAGCAGUUCUUCGCACGUCCGUGUUUCUUGCGGGAAACGAAAGCCUACGAGGUGUUCCUGCCGCUCGCAGACAUGAUCCAGGAGAAGUGGAACAUCCCAGGAAGGGAUCGCUUCCGGCAGCACGCCCUUUGCUUCGGCACACGCCAGGACGAACCCAACGAGUGCAUUGUGCUGGAGGAUCUCGCUUGCGCCGGGUUCUCCCUGCACAAUCGCUUCCUGGACCUGUCCGUGGAGCAUGUGCGCCAGGUAAUCCGCUCCUAUGCCAAAUUACAUGCAGUUACGCUGGCCGCAAAGCGUCAGUUUCCCGAAAGGAUGCAGAAGCUCCAGCAGCUGGUGGACAUCUUUGAGCAGCGACGUGAGGAUCACGCGUUGGGCGUUUACUUUGAGAAUCUGAAGGGGAGUGCUCUAUCCUCGCUGCUCUCGCCGGAGGACGAUGCCUACAGGACUCGUUUGGAGGCAUACUUCGCCCGGGGAUCGUACUUUGAGCUGCUGCUACCGCUGGUCAGCGGAUCCAAUUGCGAACCCUUCGCUGUUAUCUGCCACGGCGAUUGCUGGAAUAACAACAUCCUGUACAAGCGAACGGAGCGCGGAGUGUUGGACGACGUUCGUCUGAUUGACUGGCAACUGAUGCGAUAUGCAUCCCCGGUGACCGACUUGGCCUACUUCCUCUUCACUUGCACCUCGCGGGGAUUCAGGCAGCGGAACCUCCGCAAUAUGUUGGAGGACUACUACGAGGAGUUGGGUUUGCACCUGAACAGAUUGGGCGAGGAGGUGGAGCAACUCCUGCCCCGUCCUGCUUUCGACGAGCAGGUGGCCACCAAGGCGGCUGUGGGCCUGCUCCUCGCCAUGAUGGUUCUGCCCAUCGUGACAAUGCAGGGCCAGGAUGUGCCCGAUCUCCAGGCGAUCAGCGAGCGAAUCGAGGCAGGAGCGACCACGGAUCUCCAGGGUGCCGGAUUCCUGGGCGCCGGCAACGAGGAAAACUUCAAGCACCGCAUGCGCGAGGUGAUCCUCGACUGCGUGGACUUCAACUACAUCUAGGAAAGUGGAAGGGGAGCUCACCUUCUGGCGGGCCACUUGCAUCGGGUUCAGCCGGAGCUUCUUGGCACUGGUUCCAAAGCGCAGGGUGGACAACGUCUCGCUGAGAUCGCAGAGAUGCGGACUGAUGCAGGCCAGGAAUGUGAGAUACGAUUGUGCGCUGAGCGAUUCUGGAAAGGAUCAAAGGAGCAAGAUGUUCAGUACAUUUAGCAUGGGUAGCUUAAUAAAGAAAUAUAUAUACAAAACAGAACUUUCCAAAUCAAAACAUGGUUUAAUCCAAAACCAGAUGAACCCAAGGAAUUUCAUUUGCUAAUAUUGACCCUGAAUGGAUUAUGCAAAAAACCGCACAUAAGUUCUACAAUUUGGCGCGUUUUAAAAAAAUUCUUUGUUCCGUUAGAAUAUUUAGAAAUUUAAUCAAAAAUAAAUAAUAAAUUAUUGUUUACAUUACGAAUGUAAAUAUAUACA